Neomonachus schauinslandi (Hawaiian monk seal) is the source of this 1069-nucleotide messenger RNA. RefSeq names its product StAR related lipid transfer domain containing 6 (gene STARD6). Bases 45 to 689 code for a protein of 214 amino acids. The record is from RefSeq and is a predicted model, not a curated record. Gene Ontology annotation, molecular function: lipid binding. The transcript has 7 exons. NCBI's taxonomy places the organism in Eukaryota, Metazoa, Chordata, Mammalia, Carnivora, Phocidae.
CAAUAAUUAUUAAAAUUCUGGACUAGAUCUAUUAGGAAAGGUAGAUGGACUAUAAGGCACUUGCCCAAGAAACUGCUCAAGAAGUUUUAGAAUACAGUCAAGACACAUCAGGCUGGAAAGUGGUUAAGACUUCAAAAAAGAUAACUGUUUCCAGCAAGGCUUCUAAAAAAUUCCAUGGAAAUCUAUAUCGUGUUGAAGGAAUAAUUCCAGAAUCAAUAACUAAACUGUCUGAUUUCCUCUACAAACCUGAAAACAGAGUUGCAUGGGAUAAAUCAUUGAAAGUGUAUAAUAUGGUACACAAGAUUGAUUCGGACACAUUCAUAUGUCAUACCAUUACACAAAGUUUUGCCAUGGGCUCAAUUUCCCCCCCGAGACUUUAUCGACUUAGUGUACCUCAAGCACUACGAAGGGAAUAUGGAUAUUAUCAGUUUGUGGAUUUUCCAGCAUAUCCUGCAUCUUCAAAUUAUAUCCGUGGUCAUAACCAUGCUUGUGGCUGUAUAUGUUCUCCUCUGCAAGAGAACCCAGCACAUUCCAAACUAGUGAUGUUUAUCCAGACAGAAAUGAGAGGAAAAUUGUCCCCAUCAAUAAUUGAAGCAACCAUGCCUUCCAACUUAGUAAGCUUCGUCCUCAGUGCCAAGGAUGGAAUAAAGACACUCAGAGCUCCAGUAGGAUGUGGGUACCAAUCAUAGCAGUCACUCAUCAUUCCUAAAGAAGUGAGCCGUAGAAAAGCAUGUGUGGCAGUUACUGCAGUUUACUUCCAAGUCAGUAUGCAUAAACACUGUUAAACUAUUCUAGACCUUAUCCUUGUACAAAUUACUGAAGGCAUUCUGUGGAAAUAAGAACUCCUAGUUGUACAAGAGAACAGCAUUAAAUAUAGUUUUUAAUCAUAUAAGAAUGAUGUUAAUAACAAGUGUUCUUAAUGCACUUUUAUCUGUUGCUUUUUUUCCCCUGGAAAAUACUCUGCAAAAGGAUCAGUAAGAAAACAUACACAGUCAGAGGUCAGCACUAAUUAAAAAUUAAAAUAUAUUUUAAAUUGUUUUUUCUUUGCUUACUGCUUAAAUUGAUCAUU